Schistosoma bovis is the source of this 1979-nucleotide messenger RNA. NCBI's taxonomy places the organism in Eukaryota, Metazoa, Platyhelminthes, Trematoda, Strigeidida, Schistosomatidae. The record is from the annotation of a GenBank genome assembly.
ACGGUACUUUUUCGUAUCGUAGUAACGACGAAGUUGAGAUGUCUUUCCGCGAGAUGAGGUUAUUUACUGAAAUGAUGCGUUCCUUGGGAUACCCGCGCGUCAUUUCUUUGGAAAAUUUUCGAACUCCGAAUUUCCCUUUAGUUGCGGAAAUCCUCAGAUGGUUGGUUUGUCGGUAUGACUCUUAUGCUGACUUACCAUCACGCCUUGACUCGGAACAAGAUCGCGUUUUGUUCAUUAAAUCAGUAACACGCUUGAUUUUUACUAAGGCAUGUAUUAAACUGAACAGCAAAAGACUUUAUCAGGCAGAUGGAUAUGCUGUAAGGGAACUUAUAAAAAUAACUAGGAUCUUAUAUGAAGCAAUGAAAAAUAGCAAUUCCGAGUCCAAAGAUGAACAAUAUUGCCUCAAUGUAACAGAAAUCUUUGAUUUUGAUAAGGUUAAGCAACUUCAAGAGGCUAGAAAUUUAUGUAGUCAACUUGCAUCAUCUGGCGCUUCUUUAAAUUCACUAUUGAAUAAAGAAGUAGAUAUUAAAGAAUUACGUGAGACUUCGUUAAGACGUCAGAUAGAUCGAGAGUAUGUCGAGGAAUCUAUAAAAACCGCCAAAAGUGCUAUCAAUGGUCAAAUUGAAAAAAUGCAAUCAUCACUUGUUAAUAUCACUGCCGAUGAAACCAAUUUAGAUAUGAAAAUUGAAAAGAAACGCAGUGAAUUAGAACGUAAUCGUAAACGUUUAUCUACAUUACAAUCUGUACGACCUGUAUAUAUGGAAGAGUAUGAACAAUUAGAAGAGGAACUAUCUUCACUUUAUACUACUUACCUGACAAAAUUUCGUAAUCUUACAUUCUUAGAAAGUCAAUAUGAGUGUCUUCUGGAUAAUAUUAAUCAAAAUAAUGAGGAUACAGAAAUUACUCUUAAAACUAUAGCUGAUCAAGUGAAAACAUAUUCGUUUAGAGAUGAAGAGAAUCAGAAAACUGUUUCGUAUUGUGAAGAUGAAAAUACCUUUAAGAAUCCAUUAAAUUUAAAAACUAAUGCUGGAGAAUAUGGUAGCUUUGGUGCUGGGGAUGAUAACGAUACGAGUGAUAACGAUGAUAUUGAUGAAGAUGAUGAUUCAGUCAAUGAUCAAGAUAAUCAAAUUGAAAAUACUGAAGAUAUCGUUGCAAAUGAUAAUUCAUUUCAUCAAAGCAGUAAUGGAAAUACUAUAAAACGUGGACUUGCAAGAAAUCAACUCAAGCCUGAAUGGUCUCCUGGUCGUCAACGUAUUUCAGGUGCGAGUUAUCAUGGUAGAAAUCUAAGUUCGAAUAACAGUGAUGAUUUUCAAAUAAAUGAAGGGAGUUAUCGGUCUACAAAUAUGGAUGAACCAUUGUUAACAAAACGAUCACAGAAAAUGGAAAAUCGGGAUAGUUUUUAAGCAGUCCAUUGUGCCGAAUACAACAAUUUCAAGUGUUCUGUUCAUCUUCUAAAGUGUGAUUAAGUCUUUCAAUUCCGUCUCCAAUAGAUCAUAUGAUAAUUAUCCAACAACAAAUGUUGAAAAUGAAAAGCAAACAUAUUUGAAGCAUGCACUUCAAUCUGAAGAAAAUGAACACGAUGAUUUUUGAGUGAAUUAUGAAUUUGCUAGUGAUUUAUUUAUUUCCAAAAACUGUAUAAUAAAAAGUUAUUACGAAAAGAAGCACUUCUAGUGUCGGUUAUUAUGUUUAGCCCAUAUACCUUAUUCUAGCUUUCGGACAGCUCAGUCUAUUCAUCCUACUUGAGUUACAUUCUGACCUUGUUAAUUAUUCGUUUAUCAAUCUUGAAUGUUUUUAUAGAGCGUAGGUGUGUGUACAUUUCUUGUCCCAUUCAUCACAUGUCUGUAACUUAUUUUCGCGUAACUAUAAAUAUUGAUUAAUGCUUGACUAAAUGGGAGUUGGUUUACCAGCCAUCUCCACUGCGCGUCGUUUUGCUUUGUUCUAUUCUAUCCGCUUUAUAUACAAAUAUAUGUAUUCAGAAG